Molecule: messenger RNA, 3618 nt
Organism: Eimeria tenella
Lineage: Eukaryota; Apicomplexa; Conoidasida; Eucoccidiorida; Eimeriidae
Product: AFG3 ATPase family protein, putative
Exons: 16
Coding region: 1-3618 (1205 amino acids)
Biological process (GO): mitochondrial protein processing; protein-containing complex assembly
Cellular component (GO): membrane; m-AAA complex
Molecular function (GO): metalloendopeptidase activity; ATP-dependent peptidase activity; ATP binding
Source: RefSeq, a predicted model, not a curated record
AUGCAGGUUGCAGCGGCACGAUUGCUGCAGCUGCAGCGAGGCUCACGACCCUUCCUGCAUCUAGCCCAGGGUCAUAGAGCAGCCUCUUCGCUGUGCCCCACUUCGAUUCCUCGACAGUUCGUUCGUGAGCCCGGGCAGUCACUCAGGAUCCCAGACUUUGCCUCUCACGGGGCAGAAGCAACUGCAACGGAAGCGACAGUAGCAGGCCCAACUACUGUCUUUAAGCAUGCGCUUACGCUCCAGCAGCAAGUUCUACAGCUGCCGAAGGACAGAAGACAGUUCGCUUCCCGCACUUUCGGAUUCUUUCAUGGAGAUAGGCAGGAUGCUCUUGGAAGAACCGCCUGUAACGAGAGCAACUGCAACAGCAGAAGCAGGGACCUGCUAGGUUCCCCGAACAUGUCUUUUUUAGCUAAAAAUGGACUCCUGCGGGAUGCCGCGUGUCAACGCGGACUGCUGCAGAAGCAAGAACUGCAGGAGCUCCUGUCACUGUUGCACAAGACAGCGGAAGGGGUACUGCAGUCGGCAGCGGCAGUGCCUGUCGCUCUGAUGGACAAUAUGUUGCCACCGCUACUGCGGCAGUUGCAUCGAGUAGCAGCAGCAGUACAUGAGGAGCAGCCAACGUCGGGGACGUUGUUGCAGCAUCUUUUGAAAGACCUGACUAUCCUCAGCAGUCGAAACAACAGAACUGGACAGAGCGAACUUGACAAAUACAGCUGCAACGGAACCGGUGGCCGACAGCCUGAAGAACAUGCAAAGGGAGAAACUGGCAGCAGCACAAGGAAAGACACGGAUACUAGGAGCAGCAGCAGCAGUGGCAGUAAUAGUGGUAGCGGUGGUGGAGGGGAUAGCAAUAAGGGCAGCCGGGGACCUGGCCCGCAGGCAGGUGCAGGGAACGGCAUGAGGCGAACGCCUUUCGGAUUUGAAGCGUUUUAUCCAAAGGACGCGUCGAAGCAACAGGAGAGUAGCAGCACUAGCAACACCAGCGGCAGCAGAAGUGGACGGCUGCCGCUGAUCCCUCCGGCUGGGGGGGCCCUUCAGCAUCUGCUGUUGCGCUUGUGCGUUUGGCUGGGCUUCUGGUUGUUUGCCUUGUCGCUUUUGUCGAGAGUCGUCGAGCCGCAGCUUUCACUACAGGAGUUUCUCAGCUCGUAUGUUGCCCGUGGCUUGGUUGAGAAAGUCGUUGUAGUUGGGGAUAGGGGCCGCUGCACAGCUGUUGUCAGGGCACCCCCGACGCCAGAGCAGCUGCAUUUGAUGCAACAGCAGCAGCAGCAAUUGAUGCUGUACAUGCAGCAGCAGCAAAUGCAGCACCAGAUGCAGCAGUACCAGCAGCAGCAGCCGUACGAGGGGCAGCAGCAGUCUCACCACCAGCAACAGUACUCGUUGCAGCAGCCGCAGCCGACACUCCAGCAACAGCAGCAGCCCAAGUUGGCGGACGUGUUGUCAAGAAAGCAGAUUGUCAGGUUUAGGACGGGACUAACUCCGGAAAGUUUUAUCGAGAAAAUGGAGCAUUUUCAAGCUUCUCUGGGCAUACAUCCAAAAGAUUUUCUGCCCAUAUACGUCGAAGAGGGCUGGAAUUUGAGUUUGGGAGAUCUCGUUGCCUCCGCCUUUUUUUUCUUAAUAAUGGCCACAAUAGCCAGGGACUUCCUUAUGGGAGGCGCGGUUAACCGGGGCGGCAGUGCAAGCGGCCUAAAUCGUUUACUGGGCAACAGCAGCUCCAAGAGAGCACGUAUCAAGCCGGACACUGUAAAGGUGCGCUUCGCCGACGUCGCGGGCUUGCAUGAGGCCAAAAGAGAAAUUAUGGAGUUUGUUUCGUUCCUCAAAAAUCCAGCAGCGUUUCAGAAGAUGGGAGCGAAAUUGCCUAAGGGCGCACUUCUUGUGGGGCCUCCGGGCACCGGUAAAACCCUGCUCGCUAAGGCUGUGGCGGGAGAGGCUGGAGUUCCAUUUUUUUCAAUCAGUGGCUCGGAUUUCGUCGAGCUUUUCGUGGGUGUCGGGGCUUCGAGAGUGAGAGAGCUCUUUGAUGAAGCGAGGAAGGCGGCGCCGUCCAUCAUUUGGAUAGACGAGAUAGAUAGCGUGGGUGCGAGUCGCAGCACUCAGUUUGCGAACAGCGAGAGAGAGCAAACGCUCAAUCAACUUCUUGUUGAGAUGGAUGGAUUCUCACCGCAUCAGUCGGUGGUAGUAUUAGCUGGAACCAAUAGGGAAGACCUCCUGGAUGCCGCACUGAAGCGAGCUGGAAGGUUUGACCGUCGGGUGGUUAUCAGCAGACCGGACGUUAAGGAGAGAGCGGAAAUAUUCAAGGUCCAUUUGCAACCGUUAAAGCUGUCUCCUCGAGUCGAUGCAACAGCUCUUGCUGAACGGAUGGCUGCUCUUACUCCAGGCAUGGUCGGCGCAGACAUUGCCAACAUCUGCAAUGAAGCGGCAAUUUACGCUGCAAGGAGGCGAACCAAGCGAGGGAUUGAGCAGCGGGACUUUGAGAUGGCUGUCGAGCGAAUUAUUGCUGGUCUCCCCUCCAACACGAAGAACCUAAUGUCUGAAAAGCAGAGGAGGACGAUCGCUCUGCAUGAAGCUGGGCAUGCGGUCGCGGGAUGGUUUCUCAAGCAUGCAGACGUGGUGCUGAAGCUGACCAUCAUUCCCAGGGACAGCGGGGCAAUGGGAUUCAGUCAACAGAUGCCACCUCCGGUGGAGCUUUACGAGAAAGACGCUCUUUUAGACAGAAUUGCCGUUUGUCUGGCGGGAAGAGCUGCAGAGGAGCUCUUCAUGGGCUGUGUAUCCAGUGGCGCUGUAGACGACAUAGAAAAGGCCACCCAUCUGGCCCGCCUGAUAAUAAUGCAGCUGGGGAUGAAUCCGAAGAUUGGCUUAGUUAACUUAAAGAGGACUCGACCCAGCCCGCAAGAUCCCUACCAGCUUUAUUCUGACGCCACAGCUGAACUUGUGGAUGAAGAAGUUCGAAAUUUGAUUAGCGGCCAAUACGAACGAGUAAAGGCUUUGCUUAUGGAAAGGGAGAAGGAGAUGCAUGCCUUGAGUGACUUACUUCUAGAGAAGGAGACGCUAACGUUUGCGGAUCUUCAAGACUGCUUAGGCAGGAGACCCUAUCCUCCUGAUGCUCAGCUGGCUGCCUAUAUAGAUGCUUUGCCAACAAAGGAUAGUUCGUCUGAAGGGCAGAGGCCAGCUGCGAAGAAGACUCCAGGGAGCUGUGAGUCUGAUGUCGGACCAAACGACGGGACUGUGGAUGCAUCUGAUGGAGAUACUAGCACCAACAUAACCAGCACAAGGGGCGGGCACAGUCAGCAGCAACGUCAGCACCACCAAGGGUACAGUAGUAACCGUGACACAGAGGCGUCAAAAGAAGGCGGUAAGGAAGAGGCGCAAAAAACAAAAGACAAGAAAAACAAAGCUGCGCACAGUGAUCGGGAUGAUGAUGAUGACGAUGAUGAUGAUAAUAAUGGUGGCGGUGGCGACGAUGACAGAAAUGGAAGUGACACUAAACGAGGACCGACGAGAAGAAAGUUGUUUGGGGGAGACGAUGAUUCAUGCCUGCCAGAACUUUUGAGGAAAAACCUCAAACCAAAUACUCCAACACCGUCAGCCGCGGCCAAAAAGACGGAGUUAGGGCACACACAAUGA